AUGGGCCUGACAGAGUUCUGGCGGAGCUAUAAGGUUCUGAUUGUGAUGGGAACAGGUCUGGGUCUGAUCCACUUGGGCUGGUACCACCUAAAGACAAACCCACUACUGAGGAAAACCAGGACGGAUUAUAAUCCGGAGGAACCGGGGAUCGUCGCCUUCGUUUCAGCGCCAAACGCCACCGCCAAGAGCAAGUAACACCGAGGCUGAGGUGAGACGGAGAGGAGGCGAAACUCCUCCAUGAGGAGAGAGAGAGGGGGAGAGGGAGAGAGAGAGAGAGAGAGAGAGAGAGAGAGAGAGAGAGAGAGAGAGAGAGAGAGAGAGAGAGAGAGAGAGAGAGAGAGAGAGAGAGAGAGAGAGAGAGAGAGAGAGAGAGAGAGAGAGAGAGAGAGAGAGAGAGAGAGAGAGAGAGAGAGAGGGAGAGAGAGAGAGAGAGGGAGAGAGAGAGAGAGAGAGAGAGAGAGAGAGAGAGAGAGAGAGAGAGAGAGAGAGGGAGGGGGAGAGAGGGAGGGAGAGAGAGAGAGAGAGAGGGAGGGAGAGAGAGGGAGAGAGAGAGAGAGAGAGAGAGAGAGAGAGAGAGGAAGAGAGAGAGAGGAAGAGAGAGAGAGAGAGAGAGAGGAAGAGAGAGAGAGAGAGAGGGAGGGAGAGAGAGAGAGAGAGAGAGAGAGAGAGAGAGAGAGAGAGAGAGAGAGAGAGAGAGAGAGAGAGAGAGAGAGAGAGAGAGAGAGAGAGAGAGAGAGAGAGAGAGGGGGAGGGAGAGAGAGAGAGGGAGGGGGAGGGAGAGAGAGAGAGGGAGGGGGAGAGAGAGAGAGAGAGAGAGAGAGAGAGAGAGAGAGAGAGAGAGAGAGAGAGAGAGAGAGAGAGAGAGAGAGAGAGAGAGAGAGAGAGAGAGAGAGAGAGAGAGGGGAGGGGGAGAGAGAGAGAGAGAGAGAGAGAGAGAGAGAGAGAGAGAGAGAGAGAGAGAGAGAGAGAGAGAGAGAGAGAGAGAGAGAGAGAGAGAGAGAGAGAGAGAGAGAGAGAGAGAGAGAGAGAGAGAGAGAGAGAGAGAGAGAGAGAGAGAGAGAGAGAGAGAGAGAGAGAGAGAGAGAGAGAGAGAGGGAGGGAGAGAGAGAGAGAGAGAGAGAGAGAGAGAGAGAGAGAGAGAGAGAGAGAGAGAGAGAGAGAGAGAGAGAGAGAGGGAGAGAGAGAGAGUUUUCCUAAAUUUCACUCAGCAUCACCACAAACAGUUUUUCUCUCUGUCCACUAGAUGGAGCUCAAAGACAGUUUUUUAUACUAGGUCGAAUCUGAACGCUUCAAAUGUUUCUCUAUAAUCUCAUAAUUUGAUCUGAUAAUUUCUCUAUAAUCUCAUAAUCUGAUCAUUUCUCUAUAAUCUCAUAAUCUGAUCAUUUCUCUAUAAUCUCAUAAUCUGAUCAUUUCUCUAUAAUCUCAUAAUCUGAUCAUUUCUCUAUAAUCUCAUAAUCUGAUCAUUUCUCUAUAAUCUCAUGUCUGUUUUUCUGACGCCCUGAAGUUUGUCGGUUUUAUUUCUCCGAUUUUUCUCAUCUCCUCUCUUUCUCAAUCCCGUCUGUUCGUCUGUUCAGGUCUUGGGAUGAAGUCUCAGAGCUGGAUCAGGAGGAACUGGUUGUGGGCGGCGGGCGGAGCUUUCCUCAGCAUCCACGCCGCCACCUGGCUGAUGCAGAGGGCGAUGAGGAGCUCGGUGCGCUCGGAGGCGGCGCUGAGACAGAAAAGUGCCGAGGACAGAGCGGACUGAUGGAGUCUGUCCUGGAUCAGGUUUCCCUGUGA
Molecule: messenger RNA, 1776 nt
Organism: Xyrichtys novacula (pearly razorfish)
Lineage: Eukaryota; Metazoa; Chordata; Actinopteri; Labriformes; Labridae
Source: the annotation of a GenBank genome assembly